CUCUCCACGCUGUGCCGGCUCCUGCCCUUGUUUCAUACCGUCGCUCCCGUCCUGGUUCUGAUCCCCCGGGUCGCGCAUGCGCGGAUGGAGCGGCCCUCCGAGCGGAAGUCGUAACUCCAUUCCACCCUCUGAGUCGUAGUUCCGCUUCCGUUGUGUCGGCACAUCUUCCGGCCCUUCCUGAGGUGGCGGUGCGCGCUCAGUUGCAGCCAUGGCUCGGAACGCGGAGAAAGCCAUGACAGCCUUGGCAAGGUUUCGUCAAGCUCAGCUGGAAGAAGGAAAAGUGAAGGAACGAAGACCUUUCCUUGCAUCAGAGUGUAAUGAAUUGCCGAAAGCUGAGAAAUGGAGACGGCAGAUCAUCGGGGAAAUUUCCAAGAAAGUGGCACAGAUUCAAAAUGCUGGAUUGGGUGAAUUCAGAAUUCGGGACCUGAACGAUGAAAUAAACAAACUUCUGAGGGAAAAAGGGCACUGGGAAGUCCGAAUAAGGGAGCUGGGAGGUCCUGAUUAUGCUAGGAUUGGACCGAGGAUGUUGGAUCACGAGGGAAAGGAAGUUCCGGGAAACAGAGGUUACAAAUACUUUGGAGCUGCAAAGGAUUUACCAGGAGUUAGAGAACUUUUUGAGAAGGAGCCCCUCCCACCACCCCGGAAAACUCGUGCAGAACUGAUGAAAUCCAUUGAUGCAGAGUACUAUGGCUACAGGGAUGAAGAUGAUGGUAUUCUAGAGCCCCUGGAACAAGAACAUGAGAAGAAAGUUAUAGCAGAAGCAGUGGAGAAAUGGAAAAUGGAGAGAGAAGCACGACUUGCGAGAGGUGAUGAGGAGGAGGAGGAGGAAGUAAAUAUCUACGCUGUUGAUGAUGAGUCUGAUGAGGAAGGUGGCAAAGAAAAAGAAGGUGAAGAAGGCCAACAGAAAUUUAUUGCACAUGUUCCAGUGCCGUCCCAGCAGGAGAUUGAGGAAGCUCUCGUGCGGAGAAAGAAGAUGGAACUUCUUCAGAAAUAUGCUAGUGAAACUCUGAUGGCACAGAGCGAAGAGGCAAAAAGACUUCUAGGAUUAUAACACCACACUAGAUGACUUGAAUUCUGGUGCUGAAAAAGAUGGAGUCUACUUUAGAUUCCUGCUUUGAAACAACUCGAUGGGCACAUGUUACGAUUGGCUUUGAAGGUGAUUUGCUUCUUUAUACAAUGUGUAACACGUCUAAAUUUGUUGCCAUCCUUAUGGUUUUUAGCCGUGUCUGUGUGGAUUGCCUGAAUGCUGGAUAUUUCAGCAGCUGUUGUAAAUACUUGCACCCUUACAAUACUUUGUUCAUUUUUAGUAAAAUUUUUGUACGGACCAA
This is a messenger RNA of Coturnix japonica (Japanese quail), 1328 nucleotides long. RefSeq names its product ISY1 spliceosome associated protein (gene ISY1). Gene Ontology annotation, biological process: generation of catalytic spliceosome for second transesterification step. NCBI's taxonomy places the organism in Eukaryota, Metazoa, Chordata, Aves, Galliformes, Phasianidae. The record is from RefSeq and is a predicted model, not a curated record.